UUUCUUCUAUCGGGAUCCUUCAGUUAUGGUAGAUACAUGGUUUAUCAAACGAAGAUGGAACUUCGGAAGCUCAAUUUUCUGAACCUCUACUCUCUGGCUAUAGUGAGCACGCUUGUAUGUAUGUAUGCUUGUAUGUAUGUAUGUAUGUAUGUAUGUAUGUAUGUAUGUAUGUAUGUAUGUACGUAUGUAUGUAUGUAUGUAUGUAUGUAUGCAUGUAUGUAUGUAUGUAUGUAUGUAUGUAUGUACGUAUGUAUGUAUGUAUGUAUGUAUGUAUGCAUGUAUGUAUGUAUGUAUGUAUGUAUGUAUGUACGUAUGUAUGUAUGUAUGUAUGUAUGUAUGCAUGUAUGUAUGUAUGUAUGUAUGUAUGUAUGUACGUAUGUAUGUAUGUAUGUAUGUAUGUAUGCAUGUAUGUAUGUAUGUAUGUAUGUAUGUAUGUACGUAUGUAUGUAUGUAUGUAUGUAUGUAUGCAUGUAUGUAUGUAUGUAUGUAUGUAUGUAUGUACGUAUGUAUGUAUGUAUGUAUGUAUGUAUGCAUGUAUGUAUGUAUGUAUGUAUGUAUGUAUGUACGUAUGUAUGUAUGUAUGUAUGUAUGUAUGCAUGUAUGUAUGUAUGUAUGUAUGUAUGUAUGUACGUAUGUAUGUAUGUAUGUAUGUAUGUAUGCAUGUAUGUAUGUAUGUAUGUAUGUAUGUAUGUACGUAUGUAUGUAUGUAUGUAUGUAUGUAUGCAUGUAUGUAUGUAUGUAUGUAUGUAUGUAUGUACGUAUGUAUGUAUGUAUGUAUGUAUGUAUGCAUGUAUGUAUGUAUGUAUGNAUGUAUGUGUGCAUAUAUGCAUGUGUGCACGUUUGUGA
This is a messenger RNA of Echinostoma caproni, 846 nucleotides long. The record is from the annotation of a GenBank genome assembly. Lineage: Eukaryota; Metazoa; Platyhelminthes; Trematoda; Plagiorchiida; Echinostomatidae.